Molecule: messenger RNA, 1353 nt
Organism: Leishmania mexicana MHOM/GT/2001/U1103
Lineage: Eukaryota; Euglenozoa; Kinetoplastea; Trypanosomatida; Trypanosomatidae
Exons: 1
Coding region: 1-1353 (450 amino acids)
Source: RefSeq, a predicted model, not a curated record
AUGUCCUCCCAAUCUGGAGCUGCUGCCGCGAGCAAGGCGCUUGUGCGCUGCACGCGACGCAUCCGAGACCCGUUAAACUACCUCGUCAUGCAGCCGACGGAUCCUGACCAGGUCACCACCUCCAUCCGCACCGUCGACGCGGCCAUGGUGACGUGGUUUGUUCCCCUCCACAAUCUCCAGUAUUGCCUGCACAAGCGGUACGAAGCGGAGCAGUUCGGGGUGAUGAUCUUGCCCAAAGGUAUGGCCGUCCCAGAGGUAAAGCCUCUGACGCCGACGGAGGCCAGCGCGAAGGCGGCGGCGGCGCGGCGUGGGCCAUCUGUGGUUCCGCAGUUCAUGUGCAUGACGGCUCCGCGACCGAGCGGGGCAACUGACUCCGACGCCGGGGCUGCCGGAUCCCCGCCCGCGUCCUCGCCCUCGCAGCUGUCCUCUUCGCCAUCCCUAUCAGAAGGCGGCAAUCAGCUCAACAACUACGUGAACGAGGAUGGUGACACGGUGGUGCCGCUGGGGCUCGUCACGAUGAUCGUCGGUAACAACAGCCCUGCCAAGCAGUCGUGGCUGGAACGCCUCCUUGACCCCGCGCCGCACCCGACGCUCUCGAUGCGAGUCAUGGUGGUCGACCGCAUUCACUGGCAACGCACGAGCUGGCUGGCCGGCAGCAUCUGCAGCAGCCUCUGCUGGGGGCGGCUGCCGCAACGCAUCUUCUCCAUCAACCUCGACUACAAGAAUCCCGUGUACAUCUCCGGCGGAAACGCGGCGACGGCGGCAGUCAAGGGGGACGCGCCGCUGCUCAGCAAGCACGCCCGCCAGCCGUUGGUGUUCGACGCGGUGACGCAGCGCUACACCUCGCCCUUCCAAAUAGACGUCCCUGGCUUAAACUUUAGGCUGAAAAUCGAGGACACCGGCAAGACGCUCUUCGAUACCACCUCGCGGGUCGUGGACGGCUUCCUUGACAACGAAAGUGCCCUGCACCGGCUGGCGCUGUCGCGCGAGGUGAACAUGCUCGGGCUCGGCGGCUCUGUGUACCGGCAAACGUUGUGGAGCAGUCCGUCGCUACCCAACGUUGGCCGCAUCGUCGAGUGCGAGUUCGGCUCCCUCUUCGAGCGCUACUUUGGCUGCUCGCCGGUGGGCGGCCCUGUCGCCACGUGGCUGGUGGACGCAGUGGACAAGACGCUCAUCUACCAAAUGGAGGGCGAAGUCGAGGAUGAAAAUGACCCGAACAGCGCCACGACGUACGGCGACCGUUCUCUGACCGAGCGCGUGCAGAAGAAGGCGAUGAACCGGUACAACAGCUUCCGCGACGACAUCCGGCACAAGACGUACAGCGAGCUCGCUGGUGACGAAGUACCACGUUGA